Molecule: messenger RNA, 3306 nt
Organism: Balaenoptera ricei (Rice's whale)
Lineage: Eukaryota; Metazoa; Chordata; Mammalia; Artiodactyla; Balaenopteridae
Gene: PSME3
Product: proteasome activator subunit 3
Exons: 11
Coding region: 330-1094 (254 amino acids)
Biological process (GO): regulation of G1/S transition of mitotic cell cycle; positive regulation of endopeptidase activity; regulation of proteasomal protein catabolic process
Cellular component (GO): proteasome activator complex; nucleoplasm; cytoplasm
Molecular function (GO): endopeptidase activator activity
Source: RefSeq, a predicted model, not a curated record
UGUCCAGAGCCGAACCUCAGCGCGGCUGCGCAGCGCAUGUGCGCAUCCUCGCCGGGCUCCCGGCGAUUGGCUGUGACGUAACUUCCGGCGUGAGAGGCGAAAGCCGGGAGGGCGAGCGAGAGAGGGAGCAGGCGGCACGCACAGGCGGCGGGCGGGCGGGCGAACGGACGGACGGCCGGCACGAAGGGAGGGAGCGAGAGAGCAGUGAGUGAGCCAGCGAGGGCGGCUGCGUCCCGAAAGCAGCCGACAUUCCCGCCUGCCUCUGACGCCCUCCCCGGAGCCCACAGCGCCUCCGGUCUCCAGCGGAGCGGACACGGCCCGGCCCGGCCAUGGCCUCGUUGCUGAAGGUGGAUCAGGAAGUGAAGCUCAAGGUUGAUUCUUUCAGGGAGCGGAUCACAAGUGAGGCAGAAGACUUGGUGGCAAAUUUUUUCCCAAAGAAAUUGUUAGAACUUGAUAGUUUUUUGAAGGAACCAAUCCUAAACAUCCAUGACCUAACUCAGAUCCACUCAGACAUGAAUCUCCCAGUCCCUGACCCCAUUCUUCUCACCAAUAGCCAUGAUGGACUGGACGGUCCCACUUACAAGAAGCGAAGAUUGGAUGAAUGCGAAGAGGCCUUCCAGGGAACCAAGGUGUUCGUGAUGCCCAAUGGGAUGCUAAAAAGCAACCAGCAGCUGGUGGACAUUAUUGAAAAAGUGAAGCCUGAGAUCCGGCUGCUGAUCGAGAAAUGCAACACGGUCAAAAUGUGGGUACAACUUCUGAUUCCUAGGAUAGAAGAUGGGAACAACUUUGGGGUGUCCAUUCAGGAGGAGACAGUUGCAGAACUAAGAACUGUUGAGAGUGAAGCUGCAUCUUAUCUGGACCAGAUAUCUAGAUAUUAUAUUACAAGAGCCAAAUUGGUUUCUAAAAUAGCUAAAUAUCCCCAUGUGGAGGACUAUCGCCGCACCGUGACAGAGAUUGAUGAGAAAGAAUAUAUCAGCCUUCGGCUCAUCAUAUCAGAGCUAAGGAAUCAAUAUGUCACUCUACAUGACAUGAUCCUGAAAAAUAUCGAGAAGAUCAAACGGCCCCGGAGCAGCAAUGCAGAGACACUGUACUGAGGCCAGGGCCAGGGCCAGGGGACUCUGUGAGUCUGGCUCAAGACCGACAUUGCCUUGGUUUGUUACAUGACUAUCGUGAUGGGGAAACUGGCUGGAAGUAGUAAUCACACCUCUCUCUGUUUUUAGUUAGAGUCUAAUGAAACUCUCAUGUAGUUCUGUGACGUGUUUACCUCUUUUUUCAGGCCUCAGGAACUCUUCUAUUUCCUUCCCUAAUACCCCACGCCCCCCGUCCUAAUUUCUGGAGACCUCCAGGUUUGUGUGCACAGGAUGUUGGCACAAGAAUACUUGUGUUUUUUCUCCCUGGCUCCCUCCUGUGUCUUGGGCUUUGUAUUUUCUUCCUCUUGAUGAUUAGUUGGUUAGAAGCUGAGGGAACUGGAAGGAGAGUGCUAGGUGUUUUGUAGGAACUGGGGCGGGGUGGGGGGGACCAGCUCCUUUCUUCCUGAUGGGAGGUUAGUGUCCCUUGACACUGUGGGACGUUGCAUCCUCCCUGCCACAGUUGCCCUGGUGAUGACUUUGGGUACACCUUAGACCUUCUGCCAAGUCCCUAGCUGCUUCAGAUGUUUUUAUAACUAGGAUUUUCACAUACACAUAUGUGCGUGAUAUACACACACGUACACACAUGCAGCACACACAUGCCUUCCUACUCUGUUACUUGAUGCCCUCCCCUCCCCCCAGCCCUGCCCACCCCCCAAACCCUGUCUCUGUCACACUCACACACACACACACACACACACACACACACACACCACCCCCCCACCCCCCGUUCAGAAGGUGUUAGGUGUCUUAGUCCUCAUCCACCAGGGCCCAUUGUCUCCUGAUAUUGUAGCCUCUUGGUGCCCGAGGCUGGUGAGUUGGAGGACAACUGAGAGAUGAGAAGCAGGGGUAGUGGGUUCCCCUUCCUCUGUGACUCGGGUCCUUUGGGGCAUUUUUGCAAAGGCUGGUCCUCUGAAUCCCGGUUUCCUCUUCCCAGGCCAGUUGUAAAUUGGGGUGGGGGUGUCUGCAGCUGUGAGGCCAGAUGCUGCUGCUCCUACUGGGUUUUCCCUUUGGGAAAAAUGUUUUCUUAUUUAUAGUUUUGUGCUUCCAGGGAAAGCGGUCACUUGUGUGUAUAUGUGUGUGCAUGCACACACAUGCAUGUACACAUUGUGUGUAUGUGGAAAUCUGCUGGGCAAGUCAAAACCAUAGAAGAGUUGCCUCUUAUCUCUCAAAUCUUCCAGAGAUGUCACUUGUUACAGCUUUUGUGUUAACCCUCAUCAACCCCCACUUUUAUUCUACCACUACUGGAGAGUCUGCUGGUGAUUCUCUGUGUCUGUUUCUGACUUUUAUUCUACCCCCGUCUCUGUCUUCCAACCCCCAAUCAUAUUUCCAUCUGGAUGCAUCAUUUUUCCUCCCAGUAUGCUAUAGAGAAGGAGUUAGGAUGCUGUCUUCCCAUGAAUAGUACUCAGUAACAAACCAAUUGCAUUUUAGUUGGGCAAUGCCCCUAGCCACCCUCAGACCCCUUCCAGCUAAAACUGUUCCGUCCUCCCACCAUGUGUUUCUCAGUUUCCCUUUUUGUUUGUUGGAUUGUUCCCAUGUCCCUCCUCCUCACCUUACCACCCUUGGAUCGUAAUGUAAAAUUCUUUUACCAUGUCAAGAAAUUAUUAAAAAUACAGGUACUUUGACCUCUUUCUAAAGCUGCAGACCCUGGUGCGAUGCUCUGAUGGCCAGGGACAUACCCACACUUACAUGUGUGCACAUUGGGACACCCACCUCCGCAUAUACCUCCAGCCACCCUAUUGGGUGUCUUUAUACCAACUGAGCUGCCUCUUUUCUCUGGAAUAAUGGAAAGGCUGAGGCUUCUGCCUACCAAGAGGCAAGGGUGGGUCCUUCAUUUGUCUUCAGUCUGAAUUAAAUGAAAGUUAGCUCUUCCCAAACCUAAGCUGCCUUCUACCCUCACAAGAUCCCAGCUCCUGCCUUCCUUCCUUCCUUCCUUCCUUCCCCAGUGAUACCCAUGAACUGCCAGUAGAGGCUGCUCUAGUUCCGUGUGUGGGGAAUUACCUGGUUCAAGGCACACCCGACCCCGUCAUUUUCUUUGCUCUAUACUAAAAGUUCCAUCUGAAUAAUGUCUUAAGUUUCUUGCGGAGAUGCCAGGGACUUCUGGUUUUUGGUUUUCAAAUGAAUUGGAGGGCUAUCUAGGACCUUAGCUCCCUCUGAAAUAAAGUUUCCUUAACUUCCA